Molecule: messenger RNA, 5072 nt
Organism: Osmia bicornis bicornis
Lineage: Eukaryota; Metazoa; Arthropoda; Insecta; Hymenoptera; Megachilidae
Gene: Hs3st-A
Product: heparan sulfate glucosamine 3-O-sulfotransferase 5
Exons: 5
Coding region: 619-1776 (385 amino acids)
Molecular function (GO): [heparan sulfate]-glucosamine 3-sulfotransferase activity
Source: RefSeq, a predicted model, not a curated record
GAGGCCAGGUCGACCCUUGUCUCUGCUCCGUUCGCAUCAAUGAGAAUCAUUCUCUGCGUCGUUCUGCGCUCGUUUUUUUUUUCAUCUCCUCGAUACCAGUGAUCACGCUCGUUGAUCGAUUAGCCCAUCGAUUAACGUGGACACACUGUUAAUAAGUCAGUGUGUCGCGUGUUCGUGGUGAUACGUUGUGGAAAGGUCAAAAGUCGUGUUGCAUGUUAUUGUGACCCAGGCCUGUUCCUCGUCCCGAUGUACUGGUGAUGGUAGAUUUAGAAUUGUGAGCAGCAGGAUUUCAGUGUCAUCAAGCGGCAUAAUCGUCGUCUACCUGGUGACUAGUAACACCUAGAAACCGCUGUGUACGUCCGCGGCCUAGUGACCUGACCUUGGGUCGGCCCGACCAGGAAGUGGCAGAUACGCAGUAUUCGAGCUUCAGGGACACGAAGAUGUGAAGUAGAAGUGAAGAUGGGAGAACGCGUUGCUGGUCAUCUGCUGUAAACACAUUUUCGAGCAGACAAAUCGGCUUGCAUGGACCUUGAUUAGCUGGCCUUAAUGCGAGGACUGCAGGCAUUCAGCGCGCCGACAGAGGAAAUCUCAAGAAUGUGAACAAUCAAACUAACGCAAAUGCCCAACAAGGCACGGCCUCGUCAAGAGUGGUCUCCCAAGUCCCCUAUUCAUGUAUUGUGGAUGCCCCGCUCUGCCAUGAGGCCGGCCGAGGGCGACACUUCGGACUGUAUCCUAGUGGUAGGAAUAUCCAGACCGAAGAUGGCCGCAGCCUUCCUCACGGUUGUCCUCCUCUCCCUGUUUCUCACCUUCCACAUCCUCUACGACAGCGCGGUGUACAGUCUGCACGCUGCCUCGGCCGUGGAGGGUCGUACCGUUGAGUUGGUAUCGCAAGUCCGUGCCACCCCGCCGUUGCUGUUCUCCAGCAAGGUCCAUUUCCCGCGUACUAGUCGUCAUCUACCUCAGGCAAUCAUAAUCGGCGUGCGCAAGUGCGGCACCAGGGCGCUCCUCGAGAUGCUCUUCCUUCACCCUCAGAUCCAGAAAGCCGCUGGCGAGGUCCAUUUCUUCGACCGGGACGACAACUAUGGGAAAGGUCUCGAAUGGUACCGAAGAAAAAUGCCGUAUUCUUUCAGAGGGCAGAUCACCAUCGAGAAGAGUCCUAGCUAUUUCGUUACACCCGAGGUACCCGAAAGAAUCCGCGCGAUGAACGCGAGCGUGAAAUUGUUGCUGAUCGUCCGAGAGCCGGUUACCCGGGCGAUUUCGGAUUACACUCAGCUCAGGACCCAUGCCGCGACCGCGUCCACCGUAACCAAUGGUACACCACGCAGCGUACAGCAGCAACAACAGCAACAAGCUGCUCGUAGUUUCGAAGAGCUAGUGAUGCGACCCGACGGCACCAUCAACGAAUCGUACAGACCGGUCGCCAUCUCGCUGUAUCAUACGUACAUGCACAGGUGGCUGGAGGUGUUCUCCAGGGAGCAGAUCCUCAUAGUGAACGGCGAUCAACUGAUCGAGGAUCCGGUACCGCAGCUGCGCAGAAUCGAGAGUUUCCUAGGGAUAGAACCUAGAAUCGGUAGGCACAAUUUCUAUUUCAACCAUACGAAAGGCUUCUACUGCCUGCGCAACGAAACGUCGGAGAAGUGUUUGAAAGAGAGCAAAGGUAGACGGCAUCCGCGGGUCAGUCCUGUGGUGGUCACCAAGCUGAGGAGGUUCUUCAACGAACAUAACCAACGAUUCUACGAGCUCGUAGGAGAGGAUCUGGGUUGGCCUGAGGAAUAACCGUCGAGAGGAAACGGUUCCAUGAUGGAAGUGUUGCGUGCAGCCACGAUGGAUCGCUGAGCCUGGAGUUUGCGACGGUUCCCUGAACAACUUACGCUGGGCGUCUGCGAAUUUUCCAAACUCCCAUCGAUGGAAAUUACGAAGGUGUCUUCGCGUGAAAUUCGGAUAACAGCGUUGUAACGAUAUCGUUCUGUAACAACUCGGCUGGUCCGAGUACUCGAGCAAGGCUUUUAAUUAUUUCAAAGAAACUCCAACAUCUCGGUCUACGUGGGAAAUUAACUGAAACACCGUCCAAGAGGAUUCAGGGCGAAAUUAACGAGCAUCAUCGUUGCUUGAAUCGAGCAAAUGUUUCGUGAUGAAGAGAAAGAAGAUACCUUCGUGAUUGAAGCUCGUCUAAACGGAGAGUGAAGCGGAGUUAAUUGAAGAAUCGCAGAUCCGCAGCGUUCGUUUGUCGUCGUUUACCAAGAUUCCUGGGGAACAGGAUUUAUCCGCAACAGGCACUCCUCGUCGUGGAGAGAAUCGAGGCUGAUCAGGAUGAGUACCUUUUAUAUUUUACUGAUUAGCUUUAAGAUUAAAACGGGGUAACAGCUCGAUGGUACACUUUAUCCACCGUCAAUGUGCUCGAAUGAUCAUUUUUAUAUAUUAAUUACAUUUCGUGUAGGACUUCUUAUCGAGAAGAUAGAAAUCAGGAUAAACAUUACACACUUUUCAUUUUCGAAACAGUUUCUUCUAAGACCAAAAUUUCAAAAUUCAAUUAUCGUUUCGCUAAGCCUUUAUUAUUCUUGCAUAGUAUCCCUGCUAUUUUGAAAUUUCCUCCAGAAAAAUAUCCAUACCCCGUACUGUACACCCAUAGUGUUCAGCGCCGAGCAACUAUCUCCACCCGUAACAACGAAAGGGUUAACGAUACGCGAUAGAGUUCCUUCGAGAAAAAUAAGACGCGAUACGCUUCCUUUGCGAGCGCAACAAUCCUGCGGGCCUCUUCAGGAAGGGCGCUCGAGCAGCAAGCGAACUCGAGUGCACCCUGAAGAGGCUCGUGGCAACGAGUCAAGCCAUUAAAUCGAGUGCAUGCAAUUUAAUGGAUAUACGGUCCCGGCCAGGACUCGUCAUUAUUAUCGAUAAAUCCCGAGUACUCGCGUGCUAAUUGUCCCUGAAACGGUGAAUCCAUCCCUGAAACGCAGCGGAUUGAUUUGAGAUUCGUAAUGAUCCUCUUGGGUACGACAAUGGAAUUGAAAAUUUGAUGGAAUAAUUGGAUCCGAAGGUGAAGAAGGUUGACCGAACGAUAAAACGUUUGAAUUUAAUUGAAGUAAAUUAAAUUUCGAAUGGAAGUAAUUGAAAUUGUUUCAAGUCCUGAGGAGCGAAUUAAUUGGACCUUUUGAAUUAUCAAUGAAAGGAGAGUUUCCGAAGAUUCUGUUUCGAAUGCAACACCAAUUGUUUAUUUAUCAUUCCAGGAAUUUUUCAUACCGAGCAGAAUAAUUAGAGUUAAAUAGAGCUAAUCUCAGGGAAGAUAUCAACUUUUGCAACAUAUACACACGUAUCAUUUUUAAUGAAAUAUUCGAACUAUCCGUUCACUUAGAAUACCUACGAUUAACAUAAAUAUACAAACAGCAUUCUUUAUUUUUAAUUCCUUAAAAAACAUCUUUCUUUCUAAUUUAAAAUAACAAGAUUUUCAUUGUCACUGAAAACGUGUUCAAAUUGUUCGUUAGAUCGAUAACGUGAUCAUUGAAUGACCCAUCGAGGAAAAUGGAGGUGAUCCCGUGGAUGAGGAAGUAGAUAGAAUUGGCGAAGGAAUUUCAAAGGACGACCCUUGAUAUCAUUCACGGCCACGCGUGUCCUAUGGGAUUUCGUUGCCGUAGAGUUGAUUCCGACUGGGUCGUUAGUCAGAGGAUCGGACGUCUGUCCGUCGAUUCUCGUGGCGAACGAAUUCGAGCACAUUGCACGGAUCCCCGGGUAUUUAGAUCGAUCGAUUUCCGGUAAGAGAGCGGAACGAUCCAUCGAUGCUGUUACUCCUUCCUCCGCGUGGCUGCGCGCAACAUUCUCGUCUUGUUCCAUAGUUACACACGCAUAUACACACGUACAUUACAUAUACAAUUACUUACAUCGAUAUUUAGAUAUUGCACCAUUUUUUAAUUCGUUGCUUUCCAUACAAAUUUUAUUAAAAGUUACAAAGUAUAGGGUGUAAGGGUGGAACGUAUACAUAUCAAAAAAUGUGAUACAUAUCAGAUACAUAUCAGUAGUAAAUAGAAUAUAAAUGAAAAAAAAAAUAAAAUUUAAUAAUUGGGAUUGAGUAAUUCAUAUUUUCAUAACAUAAACACAAUUUCUUCUACGAAGCAUCAAAUUCCAAAUGGUGUGCUAUCCAAAUACUCGCAUAAACACGCAUGUACAGUCUUGUGUGACUUGGGUUUUUCUUGGUUAAAAAAAAAUGUAGGGGUCAGAAAUGAUCCACUGAUUGUCUUUAUUCGUGUUCUUCACGAGAUUCUUAGGAAGGCUUUCUUAAGAUCAAAGACGAGUAGCGAGACAUUCUUACCCCUAUAUCAACCCUUAACUAAAGGAAGUCUACGUUGCACCUAACUGUACCUACACACACGUACAUACAAGUAACAGUAACGCCGGCCAAAAUAAAAUAUAGACGCGAAUCCAACGAAAAGAACUGUUCCUGGUAAAGCAGAUUUCCCUGGAACAGAAACGAUUCGUUUGAAGGAUACGCGUCGCAUGGAUCACAUUGGUCCGUGAAUUUACAUAUCAUCUAGGUUAACUAGUUCGUAUUACAGAAGAUUUAAUAUUUUUAUAAUCCACAUUGGAAGUUGUUAUAUCGAGUCGUUAAGCUUAUCGUGUACAGGAAGAGGAGGGCCACCCUUGAGGAUUAGGCUUAAGGGAGGUUUGCAAGUACGCUCGGUGAUCUUUGGUUUCGUUGCUCCUGCAAAUCAUUCGAUUAAUGAUCAGAGAUUCAUUAAUUGGGAAUAGUAAAAAUUCUUUAGGAAGAUCAUUGAUUUUUUUUCUGAAAGGAUACACGACUCACUGAAUAAUUGCAAAUGCAAAUUGAAUUUUUUUAUUAAUAUUUUAAUAGGCAUCUGAUAAUUAUAGAAAAUUGAAUUUUUUGUUUUAUAGCUCCAAAUAUUUAUGGAACAAAAAUGGCAUUUAUUGCUACUGUUGCUGUUAGUUUUAUUCAAUUUUAUAGAUUGCUAUAAGAUUGAUAGAAGUCGUUUAAGAUGUAAUUGAAUUUGAAAGAAAUUUCAAUUUCGUUGAGAGGUUUUAAAUUUCUAUAGAGCCAUAUAGUGAAUUAAAGUUUGUAAAUUGAA